UGGCAUGAAUUUUAAUUUUAAAGCAAAUUCACAAAACAAUGGGGUAAACUAGGCAAAUAUACGGCGGCCAUGAAUGAUAUAGCCUUACUGUCUCUAUUAAAAGUGGCACAGCCUGUUGUCCGUCUCGUCGCCCAUCAAACGAUCAGCUGAUGCUAACCAAUAAGAUUGUCCGCACAAACAGCUAGUGGUUGUCGCGUCUAUGCACGCAUACCGCGCUGACAGUGCGAUAAUCAUCCGUUGUCGCAGCUGGACAGUAGCAGGAGCUAAUCUACCUUCAUUAUAGGCUAUCACGAGAAAAUAAUUCAGAUGGAAAACAUGCAGACUAUUGUGCUUUGGCUUGGUGUUUGCUUGGCGCUGGUAAUAUCUAUUCAAGCAAACCCUUUCGCGCCCCAGGACCCGGCCCAACCUUGCCUUGCUCCGUUACAAUGGGAGGGAAGAAUUGUGGAGUAUGAUCAUAGUACAGGGCGCAACACGCGGGCUUCCAUGUCAUACGAUGGACAAAACCAGCGAAUUCGGAUACUUGAACAGAAGAGAGGACAUGUACCGUGUAAAAAGUACUUUGAGUACAUCUACUUAUUCCAGAGUGGAGUAAUGUUCCAGAUUGAGCAGGUCACCAAGCAGUGCUCAAAGUUAGCUCUCACACAGGCUUGGGACCCCUUUGACAUCCCCUUGAACUCCACCUAUGAGGACCAGUACUUCAUUGGAGGCCCAGGAGACAUGAUUGAAGUACAGGAGUGGUCUGAUAGAAAACCAGCUCGCCAAAAUGAGGCCUGGCUGGGUGUGUACACGGUGAAAGAUUGUUACCCUGUGCAGGAGACGUACACACGUAACACCAGCGUGACCACGUCCACGAGAUUCUUUGAUCUGGAGCUGGGCAUCAGCGACCCCGGCGUGUUCACUCCCCCAAGCACCUGCCAAUCAGCCCUCCCAGUGAUGAUGACAUCAGCCUGCUGAGUCACCUUCCUCUCUCUGACUGGGAUGCCCAUCCCUUCACAGUGUUGUCCUCACACUAUGGUGAAGAUGAUGUAGAUAAUACACUGGAAAUCUGUGAUUGUAUGAGAGGUAGCCAGUGUGUUCAAUAACAAAAUGGAUAAUUUUAUGUGCUUGUUAGUGUGGUCAAAGUUGCUGGAAUGGAUAAAGCCUUAAGUGCAAAACACUGGAUUUUCACCUUUUAUGUUUUCACCGUUUCUGUUGACAUUUAAGUUAGCCUAUAAUAUUCUGUAAGCAAUGUUACAGUGUUCAACAGGUAGCCAUAUCACCUUCUCCAAAAUGUGCAGUUCACAUGCAAAAGAAGUGUGAUUGAAUUUCCUCUUUGGAUAAUACAGUCAUGAUAAACAUGUUUAGAUCCCCAGAUAAAGACCAAGAGGAGUUUGGCUGUUUUUUCUCAGUGUACACGAAUGUAAGCCUUGAUUAAUAUAUCUAAGCCCAUAUUAUUAGCAUGACCACAGCAGUUUAACUCUGUUGAUGUAAACUGUUUUUUAUCAUGUACAAUCAUGAUGUAAAUUUCUCUCUAGCGUGGUAGUACAAUAAAACAAACAAAGAAACACA
Messenger RNA from Sardina pilchardus (European sardine), 1548 nucleotides. RefSeq names its product ependymin related 1 (gene epdr1). The transcript has 3 exons. Gene Ontology annotation, biological process: cell-matrix adhesion. NCBI's taxonomy places the organism in Eukaryota, Metazoa, Chordata, Actinopteri, Clupeiformes, Clupeidae. The record is from RefSeq and is a predicted model, not a curated record. Bases 307 to 954 code for a protein of 215 amino acids. Gene Ontology annotation, molecular function: calcium ion binding. Gene Ontology annotation, cellular component: extracellular region; lysosome.